AUGGUUGGUACUUUUGAUCUGUGUACUGAGCUCUUGGAAUCCCUUUUGCAACUCCAAUCUUCCAUUGUUGAAUUCAUCAAAGGUAAGACCCAGAUCCUCAAUCACUUUGCCGAUCUUCGUGGUACACUCCGAGAGCUUCUGAGCGAGUUCCAAGAUCUCCAUACCACUAGUUUACCGUGCGCUCUAGCUGGCACUCAGUCGGUGGAGACCAACAUACAGGGAGUCCAAGGUGAGGUUGAGAAGCAAGCUCAGAAGUUGGAGACCAACCUCAAAGAGGGCUUUGAAAGCAUUGGAGGGUAUCUUCAAGAGGUGGUGAGACUCCUGGGGGAACGUCCAGUUACAAUGGGCGAAAGUGGGGCACCGCUGACGCCGGGAAUGUUAGGGCUGAGAAGGGAAGUGAGUGAAGUCUUGGCGAUUGACUUCACCAACUUGCAGGUGCUACAUGAGGCACUCGAGCAGCCCGGGGGAUUAGCUUCUGAUUCUCUGGCAGACUACGUGGCUGCCCGACUGGGUGAGGAGCAGUUGCUGAUCGCCACGGAGUUGAGGCAGUUCCGAGAACACACCAACCGGGACAUGCUACGUGAAAGGCGUCUCAUGUGUCGGCGGCUGGUCAGGCCCAGGUUGGAGCAGCCAACAGUUGCUGCUGAAGAGAUUCAGGAGACCUUCUCGAAUCUGAUCAAGCGGGAAGCGAUGCCGUUGAGGCAGAUCCGCAAGACUCGGCUGAGUCAAAGCCUCACUUUGGAGGUUGGAAACCCCCUCCAGGUGGCAGAGGAGGAAAGGGUCCGUUGGGCCAUGGCUUUGUCACAAUAUAUUGUCGUGGCUGAACUUCCGGUGGUCACCAUGAUCCAGGAGACGGAUGAUCAGCAGAGGGCCUGGUGCCGGAUCUUUGGCAGUCGCAGAGCCAAGACCUUGAGGAAUCGGGCCACAACUUGGAAGAGGUUCUAUGCAUGGCUUCUAUUGAACCGGGCAAGGCACUGGCCCACGAAGUUGGGUGACGUGGUGGAUUAUCUGGAAGGUCGCAUUGAAGAUGGCUGCGGUCCAGCAGCUCCACAGGGCUUGAUGGGCGCUCUGGCCUUGCUGGAAACAGUGGGAAGAGUGACUGAUCUGGCCAAGCUCUCCAGAGACAGGACCCUCCUGGACACCAUUAAGAAUAUGCAGAUGCAGUUACAGACAGGUGCGGCCCCGAGGAGGCCAGCACGUCCCUACUUGAUCAGCUCGAUCAUCGGGUUGGAGAUUUUGGUCUGCUGCCCAGACUACUGCAACUAUGCCAGGCUGAUCGGCUGGGUUAUGUUGCUGAUGUGUUGGAUGGUGCUUCGUGCAGACGACGUCCAAUGGAUUGAUCCUACACGGAUGCAUAUGAGUGGCACCUGUGUGAGGAUGAUACUGAGGCAGACGAAGACGACGGGGCCAGGCAGGAGAGCUGUGGAAGUGCCUGCCUACGUGGCACGUGAUGCCUCACUUUCAGGGGAAGAUUGGCUUGGACGAGGAUGGGAGCUCUACCACUCCGAUGCCUUCAGGAAUGACAGGGACUACUUCCUGCCGAGUCCUAACAAAGACUGGUCUGGAGGUGCCAGAAAAUUUCUCAGUCUUCAGAACUUGAACAGCUACAUGAGGUACGUGCUCUCCAUCGUGAAGAAGCCGUUGCGUGGAGGCAGGAAUGUCAAAUCCUGGAUGGAGAGUGGCGAGACGCUGACCUCCGGUGAGCUGACAAACUUCUGGAGUGGGCACAGUGGUCGACACUGGUUGCCUACACAUGCAGCAAAUAUAGGCAUCCCGAAGGAGCAGCGAGACUAUCUGGGCCGAUGGCAAGCGGGUGCCCAGGAGUCCAAUGCCUAUGUCCUGAGUGCCAAACAGAUAGUCACCUCGAUCCAGCGGGAUGUCAACAAGGCCAUCUGUGAAGGCCAUGUUGGUCUCACAGAAGGCGAGCUCAUCGAAGAGUUGAAGAACUAUGGGCAGGAACGCGGAGUGGUUCAGAGAGAUGGCAGGUGGUUCCACAUCAUGCUUCGGAUGCCGGACUACCGUUAUGGCCUGAAGACUCUGUACCCCACACUCCAGAUGCUGAUCGAGGAUGAUGAACUGGAAGAGAUGGUGGCUGGCUGGGGGCAACCUGUCCCGUUGGAAGAGAAGGAGAAAGCUGCUGGGUCCAAAAGCACCAGCGUUGACAUGAAAUACUGGGUCUCGAAGUCCAGGAGGACCGGAUUCAGAAGGUUGCACAAGAAGAGCUGUGCAUGUGGAGUCCAGUAUUGGACGGUGGCCUCUUAUGAAGAGGUAGAUCAUAUCCCCAAAACGGGGGUAGAUGCAUGGUGCAGAAUCUGCUUUCGAGCAGAGUUGGAGGAGCAGGAGGAAGAGAACUCCAGCACGUCGGGAAGCUCCACCAGCACCGACGAAGAGGGCUGA
Molecule: messenger RNA, 2397 nt
Organism: Cladocopium goreaui
Lineage: Eukaryota; Dinophyceae; Suessiales; Symbiodiniaceae
Source: the annotation of a GenBank genome assembly